CGAGUAGAGCUCGAGAAUAACUCGAUUAACUUUUGUGAGGAAACGUGGACAGUACUGCUAACCAUUUACCGGGUCUCUGAAUACAGGAUUACGUUUGUCAUACAGCGUUGCCAUCGCUGCUGCGUUCAUGAGUUUUUUAUCUUCCUGGAGGCUGAGUAUCAGCCGAACUGACUUGAGGAUGCCAAGCUCCAGUCUGAAAGCUUCUCUAGAUGAAUGCAUGGGAGCCCUUGAUCUGUUUCUAAGCAACAGGUUUACAGACGCACUGACCCACCUUGAAGCAAAAACCAAAGAUAGCAUGUAUCAUGCCUUAACUUAUGCCACUAUUAUGGAAAUGCAGGCAAUGAUGACCUUUGACCCCCAAGAUAUUCUAGCAGCUGGGAAUAUGAUGAAAGAAGCUCAAACCAUCUGUCAAAGGUUUAGAAAGAAAUCUACAGUAGCUGAUUCCUUCAAUAGUCUAGUUCAUAAGCAUGGUGCUAACCAGUUCACAGAAGAAGAGCUCCAUGCUGAGGUGUGCUACGCUGAAUGUUUACUUCACAGAGCUGCUCUGACAUUUUUACAGGAUGAAAACAUGAUUAGUUUUAUCAAAGGAGGAAUGAAAGUAAGGAACAGUUAUCAGACAUAUCGGGAACUUCAGCAUUUAGUGCAGUCUGCUAGUUACAUCCAAGGUGAGAACCACUGCCAUUUUGAAGGUGGUGUAAAGCUAGGUGUUGGAGCCUUCAAUCUGACUUUAUCAAUGUUGCCUACACGAGUCCUUCGGCUGUUGGAGUUUGUUGGCUUUUCCGGUGACAAGGAAUAUGGCCUAGCUCAGCUUCAUGAAGGAGCAUUGACUCAUAACUUCAGAGCAGUCCUGUGCACUAUGCUGCUACUGUGUUACUACACAUUUAUGAGUUUCGUUCUAGGAACUGGUGAUGGAGAUCUUGAAGAUGCAGAAAGAUUACUUCAACCAUAUUUAAAGCGCUACCCUAAAGGUGCCAUAUUCCUAUUCUUUGCAGGAAGAAUUGAAGAAAUAAAAGGCAACCUUGAUACGGCCAUUGCUCGAUUUGAGGAAUGCUGUGAGGCCCAGCAGCACUGGAAACAGUUCCAUCAUAUGUGUUACUGGGAGUUGAUGUGGUGCUUUACAUACAAGAGACAAUGGAAGAUGGCCUACUUCUAUGCAGACCUCCUUUGCAAAGAAAACUCUUGGUCAAAGGCCACUUACACAUACAUGAAAGCUGCCUAUCUCAGUAUGUUUGGAAAAGACGAUCACAAACCUUUUGGAGAUGAUGAAAAUGAACUUUUUAGGAAAGUGCCAGAUAUGAAACAGAAGAUUGCUGGAAAAUCUUUGCCUACAGAGAAAUUUGCUAUUCGAAAAACACGAAGAUAUUUUGCUGAGAACCCACAUAGGCUGCCAGUGCCUCCUUUGGAAAUGAUGUACAUUUGGAAUGGAUAUACUGUGAUUGGGAAACACCGACAUUUGACAGAAGGAAUGUUAGAAACUCUGCUGGAAGCUGAAGAAGAACUAGACACCUGUCCAGCCAAUGAAUACCUCAUUGAUGACAAGUGUUUAGUGAAACUGCUGAAAGGUCUGUGCCUAAAAAAUCUUGGCAAAGUUGCAGAAGCUGAACAUCACUUCAGUUAUGUGUACAUGAAUGAAAAAAAUGUAAAGUUUGACCAUUACUUAGUUCCAAAUGCCUUGCUGGAGCACAGUCUUCUACUGCUAGAACAAGGGAAGAAAGAUGAAGCAGUGAAGUUUCUGGAAACUGCCAAGCAUGACUACAAGAACUACUCCAUGGAAUCAAGAACACAUUUUAGAAUUCAGUCUGCCUUGCUCAGAGCCAGAUUGCCAACAACGAACGGGAUUCAUUCUGCCUCCUAGCUCAGAGUAAGACUCAGUACAGUAUCCCAAGCCCCUUGAUAAACAGGAAAAAAAGUAAUAUACUCAUGACUGAAGAAGCCUACACUCUGUAAAAUACUGGAAACAUUUAUCAAUAUAAUAACAAACAAGUCAAGACUGCAGUAUCUGGUAAUGACUUUCCCUUUUUCCCAGACUGCAGUAUGGAUAUAUUCAGAUUUCUUCAGAUAUGCCUUAUUUAAAAGUAAGAUGGGAUUCAUAUGUGAAUCAUUCAGAAGAAAUCUCUCAAGACAUACCUCAGGCUUUCAACACAUCCUUUUGAAACAUUGUUCCUUUAAAAAUUACCAAGAGCUUUACUUACAGCAGACAGCACUAAACAGAUAGUCAAUAUAUUAAUGAAUAUAUGUAUAUAUUAUAAAACUAUUUACACAAAAGAUGUUCUGUUAAUUGCAUAUGUUUAACAAGGUUGCUGUUUUUAUGUCAGAGCAUACUGUGUGUCAUCAGUGUUCAGUUCACAGAAUAUUGGAAAACCAGAUGCAGAUGUCUGUUAUAGCUUAAGAAUUUAUUGCACAUUUUGGACUGUUGCUCUGGUCUGGUGUAAAGUGUAUGCUCACAGCUGUAGGUAGUAAGAAGCCACUGAAAGGGAUAUUGGAUGACUGAUCAAUAUACUUAUUGAAUUUCCCCUCAAACAACUAAGUACAGUUCAAGGAAGAAUUUAAAAAUUGUCUUUUUGAAAGGGUAAAAUUACCACUCUCUAUACAGAGGGCUGUGAACGCUUGCAUUCCCAUUACUUAAUGCAAUCAACUCAUACGUGGAAUUGAGAGUCCUUUCUCCAAUGAUCUAUGUAUUAAUAAAAGCGCAUUUCGCACACCUUAAAUCAGCGGACUGGCCAUCGAUCAUACAUCCUACAUCCAUUUGUGUGUUCCUUUCUGGAGACAGAAGAGUAGAGUUCAUAGCCGACUGGUGGUACAUUUGACAUAUGAAAUAUAAGAGAUCUGUCUUAUUUUGACAGUUCCUGUUCAACACAUUUUAAAGCAUUUCUUGAGGUUGUAUGAAGUUAUGCUUUUCAAAAAUAGCAGUAAGCACCCUUCUUAUACAGCUAUACCUCAGACCACAUUUGCUGACUCCCCUCUCCCACCACAUUGUAUAUGUAAAUAUUGCAUUUGUUAUUUAAAAAAAUAUAUAUAUUCAUAUAUAGGCUGCAGUCCUUCCAUGGCAGUAUCUCUCUAUACAUGCCAGGAGCCCAUUACAUACUAAAUAGGUUCACAACAAGGACCUGGACUGUGUUAUGUGGGGUAAUGAGUCAGUUUAAUCGUGCUUUCACAGGUGGCUAUUAUAAUCUAUUUUGUUAGGAUUCCUGUUAUUUGGGUGGGGCCAUUUUUCAAAACUGUACUUACAUCAUCUGGUGCCGUGUGCAGUUCCACAAACUGAUUCUCCUCUCAACUCAAAAUGACGAUCAAAAAAAAAAAAAACAUAAAUGGUAGCAAGCUACUUUGAACAAAUGUAACAAGCAGCUUGCUACAGUUAAAUCACCAUCAAUAAUCACUUCCACUGUGACCCAAAUGCUGUAUUGGUAUUCAUUUAUGAAGACACAAUAUCCUUACAGCUUCGUAAAGCAAUGCUGGUACUGUGCUCACACACAACUGGCAUCUGACAAUUGUGCCUCAUAAUAGCUUAUGCCUGGGGUGACUACCCACUUAACUAUGCCAUUUUAAUUAAACUGCUCUUUUACCUUUAAAAUAAUUAAAAGAAAAAGUGCUUAAGCUUCCUGUUUGGUGAUAGCAGUCACUUUCCUGAUUAGAUGCCAUUUAGAAGUCAUGAACAGGUAUCAAAUGGUUGAGUAGAGAUAGUUUGGAUACCAUAAUAUACCCCUGCAUAAAAAAAAUGCAAUAAUAACAAUAAUUUACAUUUUUAAAUAAAGGGGGCCAUUGUUACCCAAAGACUUGAGAUUUUAAAGCCUAAAUUUUAAAGGUGUGUGUGUGUGUGUGUGUGUGUGUGUGUGUGUGUGUAUGUAUGUAUGUGUGUGCGUGUACAUGUAUGAUUAUAUCACCAGUCAUCGUUCACCACUUUCAUUUGUACAUAGCAUAUCUUAGAACAGAACCUCACUGUGAGCAGCAAUUAAGCUAACUAAAAUAUCUAAAACAGUUAAACAAAAAAUGAUCAAACAGGUUUGCCAAAUGGUUUACAUUUUUGAUCACAGAACAAAGAAAAAUGAACCCACCUGUUAAAAAAGUAUUUAAAAAACACACUAUAGCUACCCAACAUACCUAAAACUGUUUACAUACAUGACUACAGCACAGUGUUUUACAUGGGGGACUUCAGUUUCCAAAUCCUUUGCUGUAGGGGCUGUGCCCCCAACCUCCUAACUUAUAUAUGCUUACUCCUGGGUCGCAGAACUGCAACCAAAAGGAAAUUACUAUAUAUUAUGAUGUAGCCAACAAUCUGUCACUUGACAGUAGCAUAAUACAAUGAAUUUCACCACCAGCACUUUGUGUAAAACACCCCGCAUGCAAUGAAACAAGUUAGUAACCGCAUACAUAUAUAUUUUUAUGAUUAUAUAUUCCAAAUUACCAAAACCCAUCAAAACUCAACAAACCAAAAAAUUGACUAUCUUCUGAAAUUCCCUAUUACCUUUUGCAACAAGCAAAACACAGUAAGACAGCUAUUACAGCACACUAUACAUGCACACAAGCACUCCACAUCAAAUCAGACAAUACCAUUAAAAUAAUUUACAAUCUCUGCACACAUUUAUGCAAACACUUAAAAACCUAAAACAAAAACUCAGUGUUUUUUUUUUUUAUGAGGAGCUUUGCCUUUCACAUCCCUGAUACAGGCAAUCUACCCUACUUUUCCUUAUUUAUUUAUUUAUUGUAAUUCCAUGGUUGUAUAACAAGAAUCCAAACGCAAAAUGUCAAGAAAAUGCUAUAGCCAAUCACUCAGGAGUCAGUUGUAUCUCCCACCCAUUGACAAAAUGUGAAGUUGACAGAAGCACUUGCAAUCAUAUGUGAAUAUCUAUCUAUCUAUUUAUAUAUAUCUAUAUAUAUAUAUAUAUAUGUG
Molecule: messenger RNA, 4888 nt
Organism: Protopterus annectens (West African lungfish)
Lineage: Eukaryota; Metazoa; Chordata; Ceratodontiformes; Protopteridae
Gene: TTC39A
Product: tetratricopeptide repeat domain 39A
Exons: 18
Coding region: 128-1855 (575 amino acids)
Molecular function (GO): protein binding
Source: RefSeq, a predicted model, not a curated record